Messenger RNA from Lodderomyces orthopsilosis Co 90-125, 2283 nucleotides. RefSeq names its product Mnn24p (gene MNN24). Gene Ontology annotation, cellular component: Golgi apparatus. Lineage: Eukaryota; Fungi; Ascomycota; Pichiomycetes; Serinales; Debaryomycetaceae. The transcript has a single exon. The record is from RefSeq and is a predicted model, not a curated record. Gene Ontology annotation, molecular function: alpha-1,2-mannosyltransferase activity. The coding region runs from base 1 to 2283 and encodes 760 amino acids. Gene Ontology annotation, biological process: mannan biosynthetic process.
AUGCCACUCGUUCUUCCUACUAAGUUUAAAGCUACUCAGAUAGUAUUGUCAGUACUAUUCUUAUUCACACUUGUCAACAUAUUAUUGGCGCUUUAUUCAACUGACAGAUCCACCGCCAACAACAACAACCAUGGUGAUAAUAGUGGUAGUUACUACGGCUACAGCAAAGAAGGUGUAUCUGCAAUAUUUGGUAAACUAUCGUCACUAACUUUACCCACGCUGUCGCUGCUGCUGCUGUCACUGCAAAAGAAAGGACAAGAUUACAAAGUAGUGGGCUAUCAUCACAACGAAGACAAUGACUUUGUUGUGUUUCAGAAGGAUUAUCUGAGUAAUGAACAUCUUGCCACGGAUACCACUCAUCAUUUUUGGAACUUUGUCAAUUCUGAUCUCGACUCACGUCAGAACUAUGAUAUUAAGCUAAUCAAUGGAUAUAACUACAAGGAUUACAUCUCCAAAUUAAACCAAGAACAUUCAUUAAUGUUGAAUAGUUCUUUUUCUGAUCAUUAUGAUAUGGAAAUGAAGUUUACAACUGCUUUUAUUGAAUUUUUCAACACUAUAUUGAAAACAAUUGAGGAUUGUAAACCAAACAUCAACCGUAUUAAUGACGAUGAACAUUAUCCCAAUGCAGCUAAGUUGGAAAAAUAUUACCAAACAUUAAACAAAUUAACUGAUGAUCAAAUGAAUGGGUUCAAGUUCAAACUUGAAUUGAUUCAUAAAAAUGGAAGAAUGCCUGUCUAUGGUGGUCACUUACGAGAAAAUUAUCAACAAGAAUUGAUUAGAAAUAAGGAAUUGUUAUCCAUGUAUAUCACUUUGAAUGAUAUGGAGAUGGAAGCCCUCAAGAAUUCCCAUCAAGUGUUUAUCAACUCAAUGAUGAAAGAUUGGCCAGAGGAUUUGACCAAAUAUAAUAAAUAUAACGAUUUCCUCAAGGGUGAUGGAAUUGUCUAUUUAGCUGGUGGCAAAUAUAACCAAUUGGCUUUACUUUCGAUUAAAGUGUUGAGAGAAAAUGGUUCACGUUUACCCGUGGAGGUUAUCAUCCCCAAACAUGAAGAUUAUGAUGAACAGUUUUGCAAUAGAAUUUUGCCAAAUCUAAAUGGGAAAUGUAAACUAAUGAGUGAUUACAUUCCCAAAUCAUACUAUGAACGAGUUAUCAAGAAUGGUGGUAACGCAGCUGGUUAUCAAAUGAAAAAUGUCGCCAUUUUCAUCUCCUCAUUUGAACGUGUCUUGUACCUUGAUGCCGACAAUAUUCCCAUCAAGAACCCCGACAUAUUGUUUGUCAAUAAACCAUUCACAAACAACCAUUUAGUUAUAUGGCCUGAUUUAUGGAGAAGAUCAACAUCGCCUAAGUUUUAUGAAAUUGCUGGUAUUAAAGUUGAUCCUGCAAAGAAAUUGAGAAAUUCAUAUACAAAAGGAGAUCCAAGAGGUGUUUUCCAAAGUGCUGAUUAUGAAACUUCAAUUGCUCAUAAUUCCUAUCAUGAUUGUCAAGGAGCCAUACCUGAACCAAGUUCAGAAACUGGUCAGUUACUCAUCAACAAAAAAGUGCAUUUUAAAACGUUGUUACUUUCAAUGUAUUACAACACUUAUGGACCUGAUUAUUAUUAUCCAUUACUAAGUCAAGGUGCUGCUGGAGAAGGUGACAAAGAAACAUUCAUUGCAGCUGCUCAUAAAUUAAAUUUACCUUAUUAUCAAGUGCAGGAGUUCAAUCGAGAAUUCGGGCCCAAGGAUGGAACUACUAAUAAACAUUUGUAUUUCGCUAUGGGACAAUAUGAUCCAAUCAUUGACUACAUACAAUCGAAUAAUGAUACUGAAUAUGUUAACAACAAAGCAGCAGCUACAAAACAAAAACAAAAACAAGAAGAUAAAUUGGAAGAAGACCCAGAAGAUAAUCCUUACUUGUCGACUCCACCUACACAAUUUGCCAGCCAUGAAAAGGACAAUAGUAAAUACAACUACGAUUACCAUUUAUACAAAUCAUCCUCAUUAUUCUUCCUUCAUGCCAACUGGCCCAAAUACUUCUUCCAACAAUUAUUCACCACUGAUGAAAGAGGACCCGUUGAUAACAAGGGAAAUAGAAGACGUCUUUAUGGAAAUGAGCUAAGACUGGAGUUGAGCUCAGGGUCUAUAAGUGGAUAUGAUUUUGAAUUGAAGGUGAUUGAACAAUUGCAAAUGUUGUUUUGUACUGCUCCCAAAUUUGAUUUGGGGGGUGUGCCUGAUGCUGAAAGUAAUGAGCGAAGGGAAGUUUGUGAUAAAGUUGAAGAACAGAGACUGUUUUUGAAGAUAUCUUGA